AUGACUGAGAAUACUUUCGACAGAGAAGCACUCAAGAAAGAACUUCGUGAAGAAAUACUUAAUGAACUCAAACCAAAGGAACAACCAAAAGAACAAACACAAGAAGAGAAACCAGCUAAACCAAAGCGUAAACUCACAGAGAAACAAUUAGCUGCAUUAGCAGCUGGACGCGCAAAGAAUCCACGAAUGAUUGCAAAGAAAUUGAGAGAAGAGGAAGAAGCUAAGAAAAAUAAUAAGUAA
Molecule: messenger RNA, 240 nt
Organism: Trichomonas vaginalis G3
Lineage: Eukaryota; Parabasalia; Trichomonadida; Trichomonadidae
Exons: 1
Coding region: 1-240 (79 amino acids)
Source: RefSeq, a predicted model, not a curated record